This is a messenger RNA of Nelumbo nucifera (sacred lotus), 1903 nucleotides long. RefSeq lists its product as uncharacterized. Lineage: Eukaryota; Viridiplantae; Streptophyta; Magnoliopsida; Proteales; Nelumbonaceae. Gene Ontology annotation, molecular function: nucleoside diphosphate kinase activity. Gene Ontology annotation, biological process: CTP biosynthetic process; UTP biosynthetic process; GTP biosynthetic process. The record is from RefSeq and is a predicted model, not a curated record.
CGAACUCUCUCCCUCGGGGUCAAAUACUUAUACAGGAAGCGAAGGGAUUCCAGCAGCUUCUGUACACGCCGUCGUUAAAGAGGGGGGUUUUCACCAGAUCCAAGCUUAUUUAUUGCAUUUCUCCUCAAUGAUUUGUAAAAAAAGGCCAUAAAGGCAGACAGCAUACCUUCGUCCCAAAGUAAAGAUUAGCUUCAUGGGUGAUGGUCCUGGGAAGAUACAAGUUUUCCCAGAUCACUUUAAAGCAUCAACACCAACUGAGGACCCCCUUGAGAAAAACGGUUCAACUGCUUCACAACCAAGGACUGAUAAUUCUUUGAGGUCGGGUCAUCAUUUCUGGAAUCGAAGAAAAUUAAUCCACGCUGCAUCCAUGCUGAACUUGUUUAGUCGACCGGGACUUCCAUGGGGAUCUGGAACCGAUGAUAAGGUUGAACUAACUACUGUGGAAUUAGAAUCUCUUCGAUCAGAAAUUGCUGAUUUAGAGGAGAAAGAAGCCCAUCUGAAAGCUCAGUUGGAGCAUCUUGAUGAACUUCUGAGGUCUGCUCGCCUGGCUGGCUAUUUGUUUAUUAGAACAAGAUGGACAGCAUUACCGGGGGAACCUCCUAUAGAUGACGCUGAUGUUGAUGAUUGGCUUCCACGCUUUGUUGUUCUCCAUGGUUCAUGUAUCUUCUUCUAUUUAAUGUCAACAGAUCUGAGUCCCCAAGACUCGACUCUAUUAUCAGAUAUUGUUGAAGUUGGUCCACUUCCAAGCUUUAUACGAGAAGAUGAACAUACGCGAUAUUCAUUUUAUAUCUUAACUCGUCAUGGACUGCGGUAUGAGUGCUCGAGUAUUUCUGAAAUACAGGUGGGUUCUUGGUUGGCAGCUUUGCGAACUGACUGUAAAGAAGAAGAAGAAGAGAGAUCUGCUUCUAGGACUGUUAGGACCAUUAUUUCUGCUUCCAAGAGCUCCCCUCUUUUGGCUGAAGGGCGAGCUGUCGCAGCAGCAACCGCAACCUCAUUCAGGGGAAAGGUGCCUUCUUCGGCUUCAUUUUAUGGAAGGGCUGGUUCUAGGAGUUCUUCUAGAGGAUGGAUUUCAGGAGCACUUGCACUUCCAGCUGCAGUUUGCAUGCUCCAGGAGCAGGAGGCACAUGCUGCAGAGAUGGAACGUACUUUCAUUGCUAUUAAGCCUGAUGGAGUGCAGAGAGGGCUGAUUGCAGAAAUAAUUUCACGCUUUGAGCGUAAGGGCUUUAAACUUGUCGCUAUAAAGUUGAUUGCCCCUUCCAAGGAAUUUGCCCAGAAGCAUUAUCAUGAUCUCAAGGACCGGCCUUUCUUUAAUGGCCUUUGCGAUUUCCUCAGUUCGGGUCCUGUCCUUGCCAUGGUUUGGGAAGGUGAAGGUGUUAUAAAAUAUGGUCGGAAACUCAUUGGAGCAACAGAUCCACAAAAAUCUGAGCCAGGAACUAUCAGAGGUGACCUUGCUGUUGUUGUGGGAAGAAACAUCAUCCACGGAAGUGAUGGACCUGAAACUGCGAAAGAUGAAAUCAAUCUCUGGUUCAGGCCGGAGGAGUUGGUCAGCUACACAAGCCAUGCAGAGAAGUGGGUUUAUGGUGUCAACUAAUCGUUAAUUUUCCCUCUUUCUUUUCCUUUUACCUCCUGUUGGUGGAAGUUGCUUUCCCCCCUUUUUAGAAUUCAUUGAUUAGUGGAAGCUGGAAUUGCUUCCUUCUUCGGCUAUCAGUCUCAGGUACGAGAGAGGUAGUAGGGUAGAAUAAGCUUAACCUCAGCUGGGCAUAGUCGUUAGAAAGUAAGAAUAAGGCAGAUUUCGCCGAGGGGAUUGGCUCCUCAUUCACUCACUGCCAACAAUGGAAAAAACAGAAUUUUGUGAAAUAAUAUUAACUUGAUCAAUUCUCGAUUCUCAUGCCAUUUAUGAAUU